UGAUGCCAAUGGUAUGUUGCACUAAAAGGGUAGCCUAAACUUUUUCCUUGCUGACAGCAACACUUCCUUGAUCUCAUUAAAUUAUUUCAGACUUCCCAGAUGUCCACCGACUUUCUCCAGAUUCAAUAAAAGAGCUCAACUCCUGUCUGUUACCUAAGAUUUUGCCAAGUGUAUGUCGUUUUGUCACUCUGUGAUUGAGGAAACUUAGAAGCCCUGUUGAGUCCUUAACUUCUCUCCUCGCUUGAGUGUUCGCAGAAUCAGAAAAGGCUCUCUGUUUUUCAGCAGUUUAUUUUGGAAAGAGUCUCUGUUUGAGCUAUCUACCACUGUGCGAGAAAGGGGUUUCGGUUUCUGGGUCUUAGGAUAUGUGAAAAUGGUGAUAUUUAGCAUGAAUUCAAAGAGGAUAAGAAGACCAAAUGUUAGGUUAUGGGAAAUAGGUGAUCUACCUGCAGCCUUCGCACGUGCGAGUUAUCAUAGAAGUGGUGCAAGUUUAGGGCAGAAGAGAUGGAAAAGAAAGUUUUCUGAAGUUGGGGAGUCAGAAUACCUCCAGGUUUCUACUGAAAAACAACCUGAGCAUACAAUCUUGGAUCCUAGUGUUUCUCCAAGGAUUAUCAAUGAUAUCCAACAUAACAGAGAGAACAAGGACCCUAACUCUUUAAAAGUAGCAUCUGAAUUUGUCAAUUCAGAUGAAAGAAAUAUGACCAAUUGUAAUCUGGAUUUUGGAACCAUAACUCGGAGGUCUAGGCUCAUGAAGCGAAGAAAACGGAACCCUAAUAGCACUUCUAGUCUAUUUGGUGAUCCUUGGAACUCAAAAACUGGUGGGCAGAAAACUGUUCAAGAUGAGAAAGGUUAUGGGUGGAAUCAAAAUGUUGCAUGCACAUCAGCUGCUGAUUUGGACAUCUUUCCUGUUAAUGGCUUUAAGGAUUCUUCGCAGAAUGAAACAUCAGCAAUGAGCAAAGAAGCUUGGGAGAACGAGAUUGAUGACCUGAAUAGUAGGGGGAUGCUGCAGAAGCCCAGAGGCUUCUCGAUUGAGGGUGCUUGCUAUGAAGAGAAUGCAACCUUUCUGCAAUUUGCGAGAGGACACAAUGAUAAAGAAUCCAGUGGUUGUGAUGUAAAUGGUGUCAGCCAAUGGCUGGAAGAGCUUGGUCUUGGUAAGUUUGCUGAAUUGUUUGAAAUGCAUGAAGUUGAUGAAGAAACUCUGCCUUUUCUUACUUUUGAAGAUUUGAAAGACAUGGGAAUUGUUUCUGUUGGGCCUCGUCGGAAGUUGUUUAAUGCAAUUCAGCAGCUAAAAGGAGGCAGGUAAAGGCAUGUUGGUGUUUGCAUAAAGCUCAUGAGUUUCAAAAUCAAAGGUAAUAUGAGUUGUCCUUUUGAUGUUUGUUGGCAUCAUCUUAUUCUGGUUAUGGUUGGAAGGACAUCCAGUUUCAUGUUUGGCAUGCUAGUUUUCAGGAAGUUAUGGGGUUAUACAGCCUAAGGGAGUGCUCAAUGUCAAUUGAGGAAAGCUCCGUCUGCUGAAUACAGGGGGAAAUUUCAAACUAAUUGCGGAAGUGUUACUUUUACCUCCUUUUAAAGCAUAUUGUUUCAUCUUAUGGCCAGUUGUUUAUGUCCCAAAAUUUUUGAAUGUGACAAGAUGCGUCUCAAUAAAACUGUAUCAGUGGGGUAUCAGUUGCAAGAGUUUGAAGAUUAACCUAUGCAACGAGGUAUCUAGUAUGCUUUUUUCAGUGUCUCAUGAAUUGGGAUUCAGCCGGAAACGGCUUGAAUUGCC
Molecule: messenger RNA, 1759 nt
Organism: Coffea eugenioides
Lineage: Eukaryota; Viridiplantae; Streptophyta; Magnoliopsida; Gentianales; Rubiaceae
Exons: 3
Coding region: 371-1300 (309 amino acids)
Molecular function (GO): protein binding
Source: RefSeq, a predicted model, not a curated record